Messenger RNA from Phasianus colchicus (ring-necked pheasant), 764 nucleotides. It is a transcript of the gene MLLT11, whose product is annotated as MLLT11 transcription factor 7 cofactor. NCBI's taxonomy places the organism in Eukaryota, Metazoa, Chordata, Aves, Galliformes, Phasianidae. Gene Ontology annotation, cellular component: cytosol; nucleoplasm. The record is from RefSeq and is a predicted model, not a curated record. Gene Ontology annotation, biological process: positive regulation of release of cytochrome c from mitochondria; positive regulation of mitochondrial depolarization; positive regulation of DNA-templated transcription.
CAAAAAUAAAAUAAAACAAAGGAGAAAUCUGUCAGCUGUUCCACAACCAGAAACGUUGCAAAGCCUUUUUGGGGACAAGGGCAGCCCCGGCUCCCUCCCCACGCUUAUCCACAGCAGCCUCAUCCGUAGGGAGAGCCGCUGCCUGGAGGCCGUGAUUGGGGCGAUGCCCCCCAGAAGGGCCGCCUCCAUCCCUCCAUCCCUUCAUCCCUCCACCCCCCUCCAUCCCAUCUGUCCGCCCCACGCGGGUGGGGGCUCUGCUGACUCAUCUGCCCACGCCCCCCCUUCCCUCCCCCCCCCUCCUUUUCCCCCCCCCAACGUCGGGCGCUGCGAGGGGCUGCAUUGCAGACCCGGCUGCGCCAACAGACAAAAGCGACGCCGCAGCGAGGAGGCACAAAGAGGAGCAGCGACCCGCAGCCCCCCGCAGCCCCACCAUGCUGGACACCAUCAGCAGUCAGUACGACUCCUUCAUCUACUGGAGGAUGCCCAUCCCACGGUUGGAGUUGGCAGAGCUGGAAGGGUUGGGCUUGGGGUCCCUCUAUGCACCCCACAGCAAACUGCCCGAGGCAGCCCAGGAGCCCAGCUGUGCAGAGGAGGACAGCCUGCUGCCCUUCAGCAGCUUCAACUUCUGGAGAGCACCCAUCGCCAGCAUCAGCUCCUUUGAAUUCGACCUCAUCUGAUGCCCUCCUCCUCCUCCUCCCUGUUCCCCCAUUGCCAGGCAUGCCAGGGUUCGGUUUUGUUGGUUCUGUACGGUGUCAGGUGUUUGG